This is a messenger RNA of Daldinia loculata, 2328 nucleotides long. RefSeq lists its product as uncharacterized. The coding region runs from base 1 to 1680 and encodes 559 amino acids. Lineage: Eukaryota; Fungi; Ascomycota; Sordariomycetes; Xylariales; Hypoxylaceae. The transcript has 3 exons. The record is from RefSeq and is a predicted model, not a curated record.
AUGUUUCAAACUACAGAGAACCGUGGGGACCCCGGAAGAGGUAAUUCUACUCUACUUCCUUGCUUCUGCGACGUAUCCCCUGUGUCAUUUGGGCAGUCGUAUUUGCUUGAUCGACCGACUGAUGAACUUGGUUAUGGCCACGGAGAGAUCCCUUUUAUACAAUUGGAUUUGCCCAGGACGUCAAAUUCGCGCCAGGCUCGCGUCCUAAAUCAAACCCGCGAGAUUACCAAAGCUACCACCGGCCGUGUCGUUGGCAAUCAUCACCAUAACGACGAAGUUCCGCCUCAGGACACACGGCUCUCAUAUCCUCACUCUGUCGAUCAUAUCACGCCUAGACACAAAGGGACUUUUGCUGAUUCGAAUGAACAAGUCGUAGCUUAUAACAACAUAAACAGCCAAAAGACCAAAGGCGGAAUUGGCAGCAAGACUAACAGAUCAGAGUUCCUAAUUCCUAGCUCAAACAAGAUGUCUUCAGACAACCAUGCUGUCUACGACAGACUCGGCCUACAACUCUCCCCGCGAUCCUCCAUCACUUCCGACAAUCAACAUUGUCGUCCCUUUGUCAAGGCUCGCGUUUGCGUCUUCUUUCGAAAGGGUUACAACUGGGUGGUAGGCAUCUUCACCUUCCGUCCCGGUUACAAUACCGAUGCCGUCCAAAUUGUGCUCUACUGCCUGAUUGGCGCGGCCACGGUCAGCAUCAUCGCCAGCGCUAACAUGCUCAAGUCCUCCUCGGAUAAGCAGACUGAGGAUGUGAAGAAUGGUAUUCUUCUAUGGCUGUUUGGCAGCGUUGUCCUUCUAGUUCUGAUUCUUGUCUUUAAUCAGCACCGCGCCUCUGGUAUCGAGGAAUGGGGACCUAGUCGCGGCUUGUAUACAGAAGCACCGUGGGUCGAGAUGGGUAACCGCAACUACCGCCCUCGAGGCCGCCCUCAGCAGUCACGACACCCUACCCACCCGCAGCCUGCCCGCACCGCUGUUCACCGAAUCGAGGGCGGCGUCUACCGCCAGUCAGGCACUUCCAUCGAGCAGGAGAUGGGACGACAUCGCCGCAACGCGAAUCCCCGAGAUAAUCGCGUCGACCAGCAUCCGGCCCAAUAUCCACCUUACCAGAAGAACCGCAAGGCAGCCAGUAAUUCGGGCGUACAGGAUAUUAUCGCUCGAGCACAACUUCGUGACCAAAGCACCUCGUCUUCUGUCGACAGCGGCAUCGGUAUUGCUCGCAGCAGCUCCUUACACGACGAGGAGACCGGCAAGCUAGGAUCACCCAUAGAGUUCAGCACCUGUUCUAUGCAGGAGGAUUCUGUAGUUACCAACGAGCAACUAUCACCUAUCCCUUACUCUGCUUCGGCUGGGUCUGGCCUUACCGACAUCAGCUACUUCGGCUCUUCUGAAUCCAGCUCGCCUCGCCGUCCCGGGCUACCUCCGCGCGACAGCUGGUGUCUCGAACCUUCUUUCAGCUCUAGCACUCUUGUCACCUACGGCAGCACCAAGCGCGAUUUCACCAAAGCCGGCGUCUUUCCUCCCCGCAGCAGCUCGCUUACCGAAUUGUCAUCGCAGGGCACAUUCUCCAGCGCCGACCGCAAGUACGAAGUCGAAACCAACUUCUCGUAUCCGUAUAGAACUGCCUACAAGGAACUCAGCCCCAUCAUCGAGCGCGCUAGCGAGGCUCCCUCUUCACCUUAGGAGAUAGCUUAGGGCGAUCAUUAUCCAUUUGCAUCCUUGAUCGUGUAUGAUAUUUGGAUCACCAGUUUAGUAACGAUCUGGACAUCCAAGAUUCUCGGCCGUUUGGUAAUUUCUGUUCUUUUUCUCCGCGAGCAACUUUGAAUUACUAGCUUAGGUUUGAUGGAACAUCCACCAGACUGUUAUUCUAGUUAUAAUAAUAUUGCACUGGAACUGCGCCUACAAGGUGAGUAUUUCUUCGUCGUUCUCUAUUGCUAUGCGUGCUGACUGUUUCGCUUAGACUUGAGUUUUAAUCACGAGGGUGUAUAUUGUAUUCCUUCAUAAAUCAUUCCUCGACGAGAGGCCAACACAAACUUGGCUUUUAUUUAGCCUCAUUGCAAGGUGAAAGAGGAAGUCAUUUUGCAGAUAGUGGACGCGGGAUAAUCCGAGCUCUCAGUGUAAGGAAGGCUACAGCUAUGAUUUUGGCAGUUGAGAUACUUGUGUAAUAUCGUGACCACACGAUCCAUAGCACCUGAUUGAUAAUGAAGAGCUUGUAAUGCGAAAAUCUCAUUCACCAUGGUUUUCCGAUUCCGUAACCGGGCAACUGAUAGGUUUAAAGUGUCUCUUAUAACAUGGAAAUCCUAUCUGGGUUCCCAAGUGAGGGGCCUGGGU